UCCAUGCUUUUCAAGACUUCAGCUCCGGACUUGAGUCUUGGUCUUUCUCCACUUCCUUCCGAAGCUCACUGAUAAAGUUUCGGGGCAUCAUCUCGGUUCCGUUUCGUAUUUCUGUCACCGCAAAUGGUGACCGCGACACCACUAACUCCUCCUUCAAACAGCCAGCAAGCCGAAGCCGAAGCCGAGGCUGAGAAUCUGAGCGUCCCGGAGUUGUUUUCGGCGCUGAGAAGGGCAUCUCAGGCCGAUGAAUUCGCCCGAAUCGAAGAGGCAUUAGCAGCGAGAGAAGCGAAGCUGAAGCAAGAAAUUGAGCGGCAGAGGCACGAGAAGGCAUUGAUGGAGGAAAACCACGAGUUCGAGCGGCUCGAGAAGCUCAAAGCAGAGGACGAGCUCAGGCUCAAGCUUUCUGCGGUCAAGGUAGAGGCGGUGAGCGGAGAGGAGCUGCCGGAGAAUGACGAGGACAAUGAGGUAGUUUCGGAGCGUCCGGGGGAAAAAUUGAGGAGGACGAAGAGGAGGAAGGGUUUGAGUGAGAGUGACGGCAUGCAGAGAAGAAGAAGCGAGCGUUUGGCUGCAAUCGCUACUGAUAGUGCUGCAGACAACUCUGCUUCUGAUGAAGAAAAUGGAGGCCUGACAAUUUCAGGUUAUAGAGGGGACGAAAGGAAGCCGAAGAAGUGGAAGAACAUGGGAAAAUUGAUGGAAAAGCGGAAGACGGGAAGUGGAGGAAAAUAUAUACAAUAUCGUUGUACUAUGAUGUCAUUUUUUAAUACGAUGAAGCGAGUUAAGAAACACUUGAAGGAAGGGCACUUGAAGUUGCUUCAACAAACUCCAUUUUGGCCAUUAAUAUCGCCAUUUUACAAUGGUGUGAUUUCCGAAGAUCAAUGCAGGAAACCAGUGUCUGGUAUCCGCAACAUCAUCAAGUGCUACAACUCCACAACAAUGAGUUUUGAGUUUGGUAGCACAUCUGCAAGGAUGACAACCGAAGAUAUCGCUGAAAUUUUGGGACUUCCUCUAGAAGGUGAAGAAGUACAAUUGAAAGGAUCAACAAGAUACAGAUCAGAUUUCACCAACAGAUAUUUCGAUGUAAAAGAAGUGUCCAAAAAGAUGGUGGAUGAUGCUUUAGAAGAAGCGAUAAAAGGGAAGAGAGAAAUCGAUGUUGUACGCCUGAUUGUACUAGUACUAUGCGUUUCCUUCUUAUUUAGUGGCACAACCCACUUCACUUCAUGGAAUAUAGUCAAGUAUUGUGAAGAUUUAGAGAAUAUUUCAAGAUAUUCGUGGGCAAAAGCAGUGGCUGACCUUUUACACAAAUCAUUGCAAGCAUCGACCAUGAGGUUCGAUGGAUGUACUGUUCAUGGAUGUGUGGUUGCCAUAAUGAUUUGGUUGUGUGAGAAAACUAACCUCAUACAACCAAUCAGUGGAAGGGAGGGACAGAAACCAGCUCUUGUAAAGUGGAGCCUGCAAGAACUGCACAUGAAACUGCAAGAAAUAGACAUUGCUGACGUUGGGCUGAGCUUUAAGAAGGACAAGGGGAAGAAGAAGAAAAGAGGAGAAAACAAAACAACAGGUGAAGAAGCUAAAACUAAUGGACGAGAAGAUCGAGAACAAGGGGAAGAUGUGUUUGAGUUGGAGACCUGCAGUUCGCAGUUUGAGCAGCGUAGUAAGAAAUUGAGGAAGGGCAACAACUUGCAAAGAAGAAGUGAGCGUCUGACUGCAAACCGUAGUGCUGCAAACAAUAGUAGCAGUGUAAGCUCUCUUCCUGUUAAAGGAAAUAAAGAUCUCGGAAUUUCAGGUUAUAUAGGGGUCACAAAGAAGCAGAUGGAAAAUAGGAAAACACAAAAAAGGAAGAUGAGAACGUGGACAAGUGCAGAAGGGGGAAAACAUGUGCAAUACCGCUGUAAUAUGAAGUCAUUUUUUAAUACAAUGCAGCGAGUUAAGAAACACUUAACUGAAGGGCACUUGGAGUUACUUCGGCAAACUCCAUUUUGGCCAUUAAUAUCUGCAUUUUACUAUGGUGUGAUUUCUGAAGAUCAAUGCAGGAAAUCAGACAGUGAUGUCCUUAAAAUCAUCAGAUGCUACAACUCAAUAACAAUGAGUUUUGAGUUUGGUAGCACAUCAGCAUUGUUGACAACCGAAGACAUUGCCAAAAUUCUGGGACUCCCACAAGAAGGUAAUGAAGUACAAUUACAAGGAUCAAAGAAGUACGAAUCAGUUUUUACCAAAAAAUAUUUCGAGGAGAAACACGUGUCAAGAAAAAUGGUGCACGAUGCUUUGGAAGAAGCAAUAAAAGGGAAGAGAGAAAAACAUGUAGAGGAUGUUGUACGCUUGAUUGUACUAGAACUAUGCGGUACCUUCUUGUUUUGUGACUCAGGUGGGUUAAAUUCAUGGAGUCUAGUAAAGUAUUGCGAAGAUUUAGAAAAUAUUUCAAGAUAUUCAUGGGCAAAAGCAGUGGCUGACCUUCUACACGAGUCGUUGGGAAAACGGACCAAGAUGUCGGAUGGAUAUUCUCAUCCUGGAUGUGUAGUUGUCAUAAUGCUUUGGUUGUGUGAGAGAACUAACCUUAUACGACCAAUCAAAGGAAGGGAGGGACAAAGACCAGAUCUCGUAAAAUGGAACUUGCAGGAACUGCACUCAAAACUGGAACAAAUAGACGUCGCUGACAUUGGCCUGAGCUUCAAGGACAAGGAGAAGAAGAAGAAAAGAAAAUAUAAUGGGAAAACACACGAGGAAGCUGAAAUUGAUGGACAAGAAGAUGGAGAAGAAGGGGAAGAUGUGUUUCGUGAUACAGUGGGCUCAUCGGAAGACAAACUCCGAGUUCAAAAGACACAAUCACAAUUCAUCCCUGCUCCCACUAUUUCGAAAAUGGUUCAAAAAGCAAAUGCUGAAGUUUCAAGAGCUCAAAGAAAAGUGGACAGGCUAACUGGAAGGUUGGAGAGUAAGAAGGAAAAAACUAUAAAACUGAGGAGAAAACUAAAAGAAGAAAAGGAGGAAAAGAGAAAGCUGAAAGAGGACUACGAGUUCGUAAUUGCCGAGCAGAAAUCAUUGUUCGGUUCUCUGAAAGGUUUGGUGAAAAAGCUGGAAGGAACACUCGAAGCCGAAAGGGAAGAGGUGAAAAACCUAAAGAAAGAAAAAACGGAGCUGAUCAAGGAAAACCAAGAACUCAAAGAUCAGCUACAUCAAGGGAGUCCGUGCACCGCAAUGCAAUUGAGAGAAGACGUACAAAUUGUGACAAGCACCGUAAAGAGGGCGUUAGAACCGGAGUUCGGGGACGAUCAAGGCGGAAAGAAGAAAAGGAAAGGAGAUGAGCAGAAUGAAACAAGGGUUCAUGUUUUAUCUGAUGCCACUGCUGCAGGUAUUCUUGGAUGAACAAGUGUUAGUGUCAGUGAGGAAGCAAGGAAAUGGAAAAUUACAUUUCUUAUCUCUCUCUCUCAUGUAUAAUUAGCAAGUUUAAAUAACAAUGAAAGGGGCAUGAAUCCGUAACGUGUAAGUUUCUCUAAUAAAGUUUACGAAUUGGAACCCAAGAUUAUAAUUA
Malus domestica (apple) is the source of this 3523-nucleotide messenger RNA. RefSeq lists its product as uncharacterized. The record is from RefSeq and is a predicted model, not a curated record. Lineage: Eukaryota; Viridiplantae; Streptophyta; Magnoliopsida; Rosales; Rosaceae.